Molecule: messenger RNA, 1159 nt
Organism: Cladophialophora yegresii CBS 114405
Lineage: Eukaryota; Fungi; Ascomycota; Eurotiomycetes; Chaetothyriales; Herpotrichiellaceae
Exons: 1
Source: RefSeq, a predicted model, not a curated record
AAAAUUAUACCCGCUUCGACCGUUGCAUCGACCUGUUCCAGCACCUCAAGGGGCUGGAAACAGCUAGCCGGCAAACCCGUAAUCGUCCGGGCGCUAGAUGCUCUCGCCAUUGCCUCUUCUUCGCUCUUGAUAUUGGCAAGAGUAGGGCGGAGGAAACAGACGGUGAAGUGGAUGGCGGAUAUCAAUAUGGCCCCAUCCUUCUUCGUCAAACCCGAUCACAAACUCGUGCGGCAAGCCGCCGCUUCAGGCCACGCUCUUUGCAUCAACAGAUGGGGGACGUUUCAGGUCAUGAGCUCCGAAUGUUCGGCCAUUGGUCAUGUUUGGCCACACGACGGGCCUUGAACAGCACGACGAGGGGACCGAGCGGGAUGGACGAGGAUUCAACAUGCAUCCAUCUCAUCCGCAUCAUGGAUGUUGUCCGCGAGCACGCGUCCGAGUGGUGCUGAACUUCUGAUUCGACUUUCUCGCUAUAUUCAAGGGUGCCGGUCCCGAAAUCAAGCACCUCAAGACACAAAUCAUCAAUAGUCUCGGCCACGUGUACGCAAAUGCCGAGUGCAUAGUUGUGCCGACGGUCUCACCUUGCAGCUAAAUCCGGGGAUCCGCUGGUCGCUACGGCAAUCCUGUGCUGCGGCCCCGGACUUUCACGCGUUUGGACAUACCAGGAGGCCACACUCGCGCGGAAGUUGCAUGUCGUCUCACAGACGCCCACGUCCUCGAUUUCCAAGAGAUAGUCUCGGCGCUCAAAAUGGCCAAAGCAAUGGACCAUGGUCGCUGGCACGAACUGAAACUGCGUCUGACAUUUUCCCACCUCACUCCGGUCCACGAUCUAUGCAUCUCCCUCGCUGAUAUUGGGCUGAGUUGCGAUCAUCGCUCAUGUGAGAACGAGAUCGACUACGCGAGACGUUUCUUCACUCUGCUGGUGCUCGACUGGAAGACCGACCUCACCUAUCAAGAUAGAUGGCAUGAUAGAGAUCCCGCGUGCCGGGCCUGAUCAAGCUUCCUGGCUCGCGAACAUGCACGGACCUAGAGGGCUACCUGCCCAGUACAUUUUCGUGGGCGCCCAGGUAUCUCGCUUGCCCAACUGCAAGGCAGUGUCCAUGCGCAGUUCGACGCCAAUCUUGGCUCGUUGCUCCGAUACUGGCAUGCCAUCACCGUGAAA